This is a messenger RNA of Elephantulus edwardii (Cape elephant shrew), 1509 nucleotides long. RefSeq names its product CDP-diacylglycerol synthase (phosphatidate cytidylyltransferase) 2 (gene CDS2). Gene Ontology annotation, cellular component: endoplasmic reticulum membrane. The coding region runs from base 48 to 1385 and encodes 445 amino acids. Lineage: Eukaryota; Metazoa; Chordata; Mammalia; Macroscelidea; Macroscelididae. Gene Ontology annotation, molecular function: phosphatidate cytidylyltransferase activity. The record is from RefSeq and is a predicted model, not a curated record. The transcript has 13 exons.
GCGGCUCCGCUGCUCUCCCGCGCCGACGACGCGCUGGGGUCUCCAGUAUGACGGAGCUGCGGCAGAGGACGGCCCGCGAGCCGGACGCACCGCUCGAGGACAAGGAGUCGGAGUCGGAAGUGAAGGUCGAUGGAGAGACUGCAUCGGAUAGUGAGAGUCGAACAGAACCAGCCCCCGUACCAGCCUCCGUAGAUGAUACCCCGGAAGUCCUCAACAGGGCCCUUUCCAACCUGUCCUCAAGAUGGAAGAAUUGGUGGGUAAGAGGCAUCCUGACUUUGGCCAUGAUUGCAUUUUUCUUCAUCAUCAUUUACCUGGGACCAAUGGUUUUAAUGAUGAUCGUGAUGUGUGUUCAGAUUAAGUGUUUCCAUGAGAUCAUCACCAUUGGCUAUAAUGUCUACCACUCCUAUGACCUUCCCUGGUUCAGGACUCUCAGCUGGUAUUUCCUUUUGUGUGUGAAUUAUUUCUUCUAUGGGGAAACGGUGACGGAUUACUUCUUCACUCUGGUCCAGCGAGAGGAGCCUCUGCGGAUUCUCAGCAAAUACCACCGCUUCAUUUCCUUCACUCUAUAUCUGACAGGGUUCUGCAUGUUUGUGCUGAGUCUGGUCAAGAAGCAUUAUCGGCUGCAGUUCUACAUGUUCGGCUGGACCCAUGUCACCUUAUUGAUCGUCGUGACCCAGUCGCACCUCGUCAUUCACAAUCUCUUUGAAGGCAUGAUCUGGUUCAUCGUCCCCAUUUCCUGUGUCAUCUGCAAUGACAUCAUGGCCUAUAUGUUUGGAUUCUUUUUUGGUCGGACCCCACUCAUCAAGCUCUCGCCGAAGAAGACCUGGGAAGGCUUCAUUGGGGGCUUCUUUGCCACCGUGGUGUUUGGUCUGCUGCUGUCCUAUGUGAUGUCCGGGUACAGAUGCUUCGUCUGCCCCGUGGAGUACAACAAUGACACCAACAGCUUCACCGUGGACUGCGAGCCCUCAGAUCUGUUUCGCCUGCAGGAGUACAACAUUCCUGGAGUUAUCCAGUCGGUCAUCGGCUGGAGAACAGUCCAGAUGUACCCCUUCCAGAUUCACAGCAUCGCCCUCUCCACCUUCGCUUCCCUCAUCGGCCCUUUUGGAGGUUUCUUCGCAAGUGGAUUCAAACGCGCCUUUAAAAUCAAGGACUUUGCCAAUACCAUUCCUGGCCACGGAGGCAUCAUGGACCGCUUCGACUGCCAGUACCUCAUGGCCACCUUUGUCAACGUGUACAUUGCCAGUUUUAUCAGGGGUCCUAACCCCAGCAAGCUGAUUCAGCAGUUCUUGACCCUGCGGCCAGAUCAGCAGCUCCACAUCUUCAACACGCUCAAGUCUCACCUGACUGACAAGGGCGUGCUGACAGCCGGCACGGAGGACGAGUAGGGGCCACCCCGGCCAGGAGAGCAGACGCAGGACCGAGCGAAGGGCAGGCCUCGGGCAAGCCCAGCCCGCGUGCGGCUUAGAAGAUGACAAGCCUUCAACUCACUACUUUCUCCUUUUCUUUUGG